Rhizoctonia solani is the source of this 870-nucleotide messenger RNA. RefSeq names its product Retrotransposable element Tf2 protein. The transcript has a single exon. NCBI's taxonomy places the organism in Eukaryota, Fungi, Basidiomycota, Agaricomycetes, Cantharellales, Ceratobasidiaceae. Gene Ontology annotation, molecular function: nucleic acid binding. The coding region runs from base 1 to 870 and encodes 289 amino acids. Gene Ontology annotation, biological process: DNA integration. The record is from RefSeq and is a predicted model, not a curated record.
AUGAAAUUCCAAAUCAAUUGCUAUGUGGAGUCUUGUGAAAUCUGCCAAAGAAGUAAGGGCCAUGUACUCAACUAUGCUCUCAACCUGCUUUCUAUCCCUGCUGGUCCCUGGGAAGACAUCUCAUAUGAUUUCAUUGUCAAGUUUCCCAAGUGUAAGGGUUAUGACAGCAUCCUGGUGGUUGUAGACUGCUUCUCAAAGAUGAUGCACUUGAUUCCCUGCAAGGAGGCUGCCACUGCUGAGGACAUAGCUCAGAUGUUCCUGGAGCAUGUCUGGAAGCUACAUGGCACUCCCAAGCGUACUGUGUCUGACAAAGGGACUACAUUCAACUCCAAGUUUCUUAAGGCACUCUAUAAAUCUCUGCAAAUAAAUCCUAGUUUCUCUACUGCUUAUCACCCACAAUCUGAUGGGCAAACUGAGAUCAAGAACCAAUGGCUGGAGGCUCAUUUACGUCCCUUCAUCAAUCAUAGACAGUCUGAUUGGGUUGAUUGGCUCCCACCGGCUGAAUUUGCUCAUAACAAUGCCAGAAGUGAAGCAACAGGCAAAUUACCCUUUGAAAUUGUGUAUGGCCACUCUCCUGUCAUUUCACCACUCCUGGAACUCACCAGAUCACCUGAUGCUGAUGACAGAGCCAAGCAACUGGCUGAGACAAUUCAGGAAGUACAGGCAUCAAUCAAAUGGGCUCAGGAGCACUACAAACAGGCAAACACAGGGAAACCACCUCCUGAGUUUCAACCAGGAGACAAAGUUUGGCUUCUGGCUUCCAACAUCAUAUUGCAGCAUCCCAGCAAAAAGUUUGACUAUAAACAGUAUGGCCCUUUCCCUGUCCAUAGAAAGAGUGGGCUCUCAUGCUUAUUGCCUGGCUCUCCCUGA